Messenger RNA from Copidosoma floridanum, 818 nucleotides. RefSeq names its product protein PRRC1-B. Lineage: Eukaryota; Metazoa; Arthropoda; Insecta; Hymenoptera; Encyrtidae. Gene Ontology annotation, cellular component: cytoplasm. The record is from RefSeq and is a predicted model, not a curated record. Gene Ontology annotation, biological process: activation of protein kinase A activity. Gene Ontology annotation, molecular function: protein kinase A regulatory subunit binding.
UAUACCUUCAGUGUAGGUCCUCGUGAGGUUGCCUGCACAGACUCUUAAGGGACCUCAGGGAACCUCAAUAGAUUUCUGAUCGGGAGAGGCUGCGCUCAUGCUCACGUUGCGUAUGCACCGCACGACCAUUGUACUUACCGCAGCGUUUCUGCGUUUCAGCGUUUGCAGAGCCAGUGUGUGUCCAGAUUACAGAUUCAGAUCUAGUCUGGUGCAGUGCGUCCUGACUUUGUCCAACAGACUCGGGCGUCCUGGCAGGACCAACUGAUUUUUAUAUUUUUAUUAACACGAGGUCACAAGCAUUUAAGCUGCAUCCUACAACACAACCAGAAGUCUAACAAUGACCGACGAGUCGAACGGCGAGUCUAGCUUCGAGUUCGUCGACAAGAAGCUGGAGGACUGCGAUGCCUCAAAUGCAACGGCACCUGGGCCAGUACUAUCUGCACCAGCUAGCACAGGCAAUUUGUUGUCCAACGUUGCACCACCAAGCGCACUUCCUACCUUUGUAACGAGUUCAGCACAAAAUGUGCCAUCUACUACACCAGAGGCAGUCAAGCCACCGAGUCUACAGUUACCCCAAGGUGUCCAGACAGCAGAGCCAAAGGCCGUAGACUCUCCUACAGACAAGGGACCAGUGGUGUUAAUAGCACCCGACAGUCCUACCAUGGAUACAGGGGCUCUGGCCGGNACAGAUAGAGUAGAUAGGAAUGAGAGUACUCCUAUUAAACAACCUCAGGAGCAGGAGCCUCGCGAACAUCAUCAUGGAAGAGGUGUUGCCAGCGUCGCCGUGAAGACCGAGGGUGAACCGGACAUAACGAGAG